AUGUCUGCAACCGAAACAAACAACAUCGCUCUGGAGAAGAACGUCGAGGCUGACGCCGCCGCGACCAACGGUACCACCUCCGCCGUGAACCCCACCAUGUCUGCGGAGGAGCACCAUGUUGCUCAGCAGGCUGCCCGCUUCGGCUACGGUCCUCUGGCUCACAUCAACACCGCCGAGUCCCGUCUGCCAGCCUUUGGCGGUGAGUUCCAGCCCGGUCUGUACAAGCCCGUCGAGGGUCGCAAGUUCGCCAACCCAGCUCCUCUGGGUCUGUCUGCUUUCGCCCUGACCACCUUCGUGCUGAGUCUCAUCAACAUGAGCACCCGUGGCUUGGCCGCCCCCAACAUCGUCGUUGGUCUGGCCUUUGGAUAUGGUGGUCUGGUGCAAUUGCUUGCCGGCAUGUGGGAAAUGGCUGUUGGAAACACCUUCGGUGCCACUGCCCUGUCUUCGUAUGGUGGAUUCUGGAUUGCCUUCGGUAUCACCCUCACGCCCGGCGGGUUCGAGAUUGCCAAGGCGUACGCGUCCGAGGAUUUCAAUAACGCAAUGGGCUUGUUCCUGAUGGCCUGGUUCAUCUUCACCACCAUCCUGGUCUUCUGCACGCUCCGCUCAACGCUGGCCUUCUUCCUCCUGUUCUUUUUCCUGGACAUGACCUUCCUGCUGCUCGGCCUGGGCUACCUCUUCCACCAGGGCACUGCCGCCGACGCAGCCCCCAACCCCAAUCUCACGAAGGCCGGUGGUCUCUUUGGUCUCCUGGCUGCGUUUGCCGCUUGGUACAACGCCUUCGCUGGUAUUGCCGACGACAGCAACAGCUUCUUCGUUGUUCCGGUGGUCCACUUCCCCUGGUCGGUCACUGGCAAAGCCCGCCGCAACAAGACCGUGCGCGAGCAGGUUUAA
Penicillium lagena is the source of this 891-nucleotide messenger RNA. Its product is annotated as acetate uptake transporter family protein. NCBI's taxonomy places the organism in Eukaryota, Fungi, Ascomycota, Eurotiomycetes, Eurotiales, Aspergillaceae. Bases 1 to 891 code for a protein of 296 amino acids. Gene Ontology annotation, molecular function: acetate transmembrane transporter activity. Gene Ontology annotation, cellular component: plasma membrane. The transcript has 3 exons. The record is from RefSeq and is a predicted model, not a curated record.